GAAUGGCAGAAAGGCCAUUAUCAAAGAAUUUCAGGAAUGGUACAAACAGAAACCUUCUGCACACAUGCUUGCGUUUGCUGCUUCUGAUUCCUCGGGUCCUGUAGGAUCUGAUGCCUCCAGACCUCAGACUCCCACAGUGGAUGAUGACUUGACCAUUCCAUCCAAGGCAAAAUUGCAGCGGCUUAUUUCAGAAAAUGGAGUGUAUGAGAAAAGAACGGCUUUCAGGCUGAAGUGCUGGUAUGUACAUGAAGAGGUGCUGAAAAAAUUUAGGAUGGAGAAUCUUCCUGUUCCAGGACAGUGGCAUUAUCUCACACAAGUCCAAUCUGCAGUCAAGGAGGAAAAUACCAUUCCAGCAGGAAGUGGACAGAAUUCUCCUUGUUUGGGAAGGAAUACAGGGCAAUGUGUAACUGGCUCAAGCAAGAGGAAAGCUGCUGGAAGUAUGUCAAUCAAACAGUUUAUGCACAAGUUUGUAGAUGCUGAUGGUCAGACUGAAGUAAUGGAGACAGAUGGUUUUCAAGCAGAUACAGAAGAAGAUGAUGAUGCAGACUGUGUUAUUGUUGAAGUACACACAAAUAAUCCUGCUCCAAACAGAGAAGGGAGUAAGGAGCAAUCCGCAGACUUAUGCGCUGGAUUGGUGAAGAGUGAAGAAAUGUCAAACCGAUCUAUCUCUGGACUGGUCAGCAGUGAGGCACAGCCUGUAGUGUUGUGUUGUGGUUUAGCAGCUGGUGAUGCUCAGUCCACAGAGCCGAGCUCAGACCUGACCACUGAAGAGACGAUGGACAUUGAACCCUGUGAAAAUGCUGCUGUCAAACUUCCCAACAGACCCUGAAUUGAUUUAAGAUAUAUAUAUACUAAUAGCUGUAUGUAUGUAGGCUACUUUUUAGAAACUUUUUACAACAACUUUUUUUCUGUAUCAUUUCAUAAACUUUGACUUAAAAUACUUGAAGUUCUGUUUAAAAAAAUAAAAUGGCACUUUUGCAACAGAUUUGUAACUUGAUAAUUUAAAGCAAGUAAAACCACUGGCUUCCCUAAACACACUUGCAACUGUACAAUGUGAAAGAUGUUUGUAUAAUGGAAUUUCACAAUCCUUUUAAAUUAAUGCUUCCCAAACUGUUUGCAACUGACUCCAAUUUGAGGCUUAAACUAUUGUAACCUCUUAGUGAGCUGUGACAGGAGAGGAGUUAACUUUUUGGAGCAAGGAGAAGGGGUUUACCCAUGGCUGUCUGAGCUUGCAAACCUAGAAUUUCAGCUUGUGGCCUGAUGUGAGGUCAUGAUCCCAACUUUGGGAAGCUCUGACUUAAACAACACUAUCCUUGCUUCACUCUGAAGCACUGGUGAUUUGUUUAAUGUCAAUUUAUUUUAACUUGGUUAAGGUAAUAUAGCUUUCUUUUUUAUAGUACCAUUCAGCAUUGCCAUCAACAGCUAUGAGGGAUUUAUAUUGUAUUUGUAGAUAAUGGAUGUCUACUUGGAACACUUUUACAUUUGACUUGUAAUCUCAUGAAUAGAUAUUGAUUUUCAUAUUUGUUUCUCUUGUCCUCAUCCUUCCAUCAUCCACAAGUCUCUGAGAUAUUACUUUAACAGAUUUACAUGGGUUAUUUUAUUUUAAGAUGGUUGUAGUAUAAUAGACUUCAAAUCUAAUUUAUACAAACUCACUGUGCCAUUCCUACCCAAAGACAAACUGUAGACAUCAAUUUUUAUGACAACUGAAGGUUAGAGCCAAGCCUUGUACACUGCUUUUGAGAUUUAAUUUGCUUAAUAAGCUCACAGUUCUACCUUGUAUUUAAUAAUGUGUAUUUGUGUCUAGCUUGCAUUAAAAUCAACUGUUCACAAGCAA
Molecule: messenger RNA, 1834 nt
Organism: Rhincodon typus (whale shark)
Lineage: Eukaryota; Metazoa; Chordata; Chondrichthyes; Orectolobiformes; Rhincodontidae
Product: chromatin assembly factor 1 subunit A-like
Exons: 3
Coding region: 65-829 (254 amino acids)
Source: RefSeq, a predicted model, not a curated record